Messenger RNA from Mauremys mutica (yellowpond turtle), 7367 nucleotides. It is a transcript of the gene G6PC2, whose product is annotated as glucose-6-phosphatase catalytic subunit 2. Gene Ontology annotation, cellular component: membrane. The record is from RefSeq and is a predicted model, not a curated record. Gene Ontology annotation, biological process: gluconeogenesis; glucose 6-phosphate metabolic process. Gene Ontology annotation, molecular function: glucose-6-phosphatase activity. The coding region runs from base 567 to 1634 and encodes 355 amino acids. Lineage: Eukaryota; Metazoa; Chordata; Testudines; Geoemydidae. The transcript has 5 exons.
UGGAUUUAAUCACAAUUUAAAACAUGUGCCGUGCUAAGAAAUAAAUACAGCAAUAUAGCCACAUUCUAUUUCAAAUUAAAAUGCACAAAUUUAAUGACUCUUCUGCUUAGACCAAUUAAUCAUGAAUUCUUUCUAGUCUUUAUAAGGGCAACACUUAAUCAAGCAUACAAAUUACUAGUGUCCGUCCUUCGGAGAAAUGAACUGUGUUAAAAUUCAAGCAAACAUUUUCCAACUGUUCAUACAAAGGGUUGCAUAAGACAGUCAUUGUGUUGCCACAAAACUUUCCCCAUGAUUUGCUGCUGAUCAGCAUAUACUUCACCUCUUUUCCUCCAAUUAAAAAUUGCAAACAGAAAAGCUUUCCAGCACUAACAGACCCACGUGUCUCCUCAUAGAUGUGGAAAGUCACAUGUUUCAGGAAUGGCCAGACACCCCACUCUGGUACAAUAUAAAAGCAAUGUUAGUCAUUGUCUCUCAUUUUUAAUAGCUCUCCUUUCAUGGUUCUAAUUUUGCCAUUAGGAACUAAACAUUACGGGAACUUUCCUUUUAGUAUAGUGUAACCGAUAAAGAUGGAUCUCCUUCAUAGUAAUGGUGUGCUUAUAAUUCAGCAUUUACAGAAGGAUUACAGGUCUUACCAGGACUUUCUAAAUUUCAUGUCUCAAGUAGGAGAUCCCCGGAAUAUAUUUUUAAUUUAUUUUCCUCUUUGGUUCCAACUUAACCAAGUGGUUGGUACUAAAAUGAUAUGGGUGGCAGUCAUUGGAGAUUGGUUCAACCUCAUAUUUAAAUGGAUUUUAUUUGGCCAUCGUCCAUAUUGGUGGGUCCAAGAAACAAUGAUCUAUCCCAAUCAAUCGAGCCCAUGUCUUGAACAAUUUCCUAUAACAUGUGAAACUGGGCCAGGAAGCCCAUCUGGCCACGCCAUGGGAUCUUCUUGUGUCUGGUAUGUAAUGGUAACAGCAGCACUUAGCUACACAGUGAGGUGGAAAGAUGAAUCUGCAAUUACACUGCACAGACUUACCUGGUCAUUCCUCUGGAGUGUGUUUUGGAUUAUUCAGAUCAGUGUGUGUGUCUCUAGAGUAUUCAUAGCCACACAUUUCCCACAUCAAGUUAUUCUUGGAGUAAUUGGUGGAAUGCUUGUUGCUGAAGCAUUUGAACAUACCCCUGCUAUCCAGACAGCGAGUUUGAGAACGUACAUCAAGACAAAUUUGUUUCUCUUCAUCUUUGCUCUUGGCUUUUACCUGCUUCUCAAACUUAUUGAUGUUGAUCUUCUAUGGUCCGUUCCAAAGGCAAAGAAAUGGUGUGCCAAUCCAGACUGGAUAAAUAUUGACACAACUCCAUUUGCUGGACUGGUGAGAAAUUUAGGAGCACUCUUUGGGUUAGGUCUUGGCAUUAAUUCCGAAAUGUUCAUCAUGAGCUGUAAAGGUACAAAUGGAUAUAAGACGAGUUUCAGACUUCUGUGCAUAGCUGCUUCUUUAGUUACCUUGCAGCUGUUUGAUUUUAUCAAGUUACCCACACAUACUGAGUAUUUGUUUUAUGUUCUUUCUUUUUGUAAAAGUGCAGCCAUACCUCUGACUGUAGUUGCCUUGAUUCCAUACUGCAUACACUUGUUAAUGAGGCCAACUGAAAAGAAGUUAAAUUAGAUGAACUUUCAAAAUAGUCUGAAAAAAUGUGGGCACAUUUAGAUACAAGUGGUGUUCUGUGACCCACUGCAAAGGUAAUUAUUUUGGUACUCCAUUCUGAACAGUGGUGGGUGUCACUGUGUGUUUGAUGUGCUCCCGGUAAGUCCCAUGCCCAAAGGCAGUACAUCCAGGAAUGACACUGUCAUAUCAGAACCACUGAUUGGCUUGCAUUUUGACUUCAUUCCCAGAAGUACUGCAAGGAUUGACAAUGCAGUAUGGCUGCUUAACACCACUGCGGGUAUACACAUGUUUUGAUGCGUGUUGGGAUUAGCCACAGCUUGUAGAUUUUCUAGUUCUUGUACACUUUCAAUUGGAUGGUGCUUCAUCUCCCAUAUCAUCAUUCCACUUUCCAUUUUAUAUAUAUAAAUGCUGCAUGUUAAUCUGCUGGAAAAUUAGGUGUGAUAAAAUCACACUAACUCAACCACAUGAAUACAGCCAUGUAGUGUGGUGAAGUUCUGCAUAGUUUGCCAAAUUUUAGAUUUAACUUAGUGUUUUCUGAGUGAAGCAUCUUCUGACUGAGUCAGGAAAGAAGAAAAUAUUUUUUAAAAGAUUAGUCUGAAAUAAUGUAAUUUCAGUCCACUUGAUUCUAUUUCUAGGGCUAUUGACAGAGCAGAUAACUUUGUAUUGAUAUGUUGCUUUUUUGUAUUUUUCUUUCAAAAAUAACUAAAUGCAAAAUCUUGAAAUGAAAAGGCAAUAAAUUCUAUUUACUAAAACUACUAUACAUUUAACUUUGUGGAAAUUCAUGAACAUAGCGCAUUUAAAUCAGUGUUAUUUGGGUAUGCAUCUGCACAGAGUAACUGCAGAAAGUCAUACAGUGUGAAUUCAUGUAAUCUCAACACACCUGCUAGUGUGUUAUGCAUGCUCCUGUCUUUCCAAUGUAAAUCAGUCUAAUAAUCUCAUUUAAAGAGUACCAAACCAGAAUCAUUAUUUAGGGGUGCACCUGGUCAAGGUAAUUCUUUGUUGCCAUACAGUGAAAAAGCGAUUCAAGAGUAAAACAUGACAUGCUUAUAUUUGGCCAACUUUGUUUGCCCAACCACAGAGAUAACUAUUAUUAUAAUAAAUGUAACAAACUCAUUUGUGAAUUGAUAAUGCUGAUUAAUUUGCUGCUGUAACUAUAUAAAGCCAAUUAUAUCCCUUUUUAUACAUUUUAAUGAACUUCUAUCAUUGCACAUUGACUUUCUAUGGGAAUGUGUACACUACCCGCCGAAUCAGCGGGCAGCGAUCGAUCCAGCGGCGGUUGAUUUAUCGCGUCUAGUCUAGACGCGAUAAAUCAACCCCCGAGCGCUUUCCUGUUGACUCCUAUACUCCACCGCCACGAGAGAUGCAGGCAGAGUCGACGGGGAGCAGCAGCAGUCGACUCACCGCAGUGAAGACACCGCGGUGAGUAGGUCUAAGUAUGUAGACUUCAGCUACGUGAAUAACGUAGCUGAAGUUGCAUAACUUACAUUGAUCCCCUUCCCCCGGUGUAGACCAGGCCUAAAAUUCAUAUCCCAUGUAAUUUCUGGGUGUGAUACCUUUUCAGAGCACAGCUGAGCUAUAUUGUAUUGGUGCCUCGGAUAGGGUUUUCAGAUCCUACACUAAGGCCCAGGGAAGAGCUGGAGCAGUAUUGAGCCUGGAAGGCUCCGCCCCUCAGGCAUCUUGGCUGAGGGUUAGACUAGAUGACCCUUGCGGUCCCUUCUAAUCCUAUGGUUCUAUGAUUCUACUGGCCAGCAUGCUCCUAGGGAAAGGACCGAUAUAAAAGAAGCUCCAGUAGCCCCAGGCAGGAGGGAGACAAGAGGGAAGCCAUUUCCUGAAGAAGCACCGUUUUGCAACAGCAGAAGAAGAAACCUCUAUUGAGGGGGGUCAAGGGAGUCUUCCUCCCUUGACACUACCCAAGAGGGAGGUAGAACCAGGGGCAAGGGCUGACCUUAGCCUGUGGGAGUUCAAGGCAAGGACUUUAAUUCAACUACUUGUACUCCAUUCCCCACUUCCUAUGACCAUCACUGGGACUUCCAUGUGCCCUAGUGAGCCCUGGUUGCUGCCACAGCCUUUUGGGACUAUUGGAAGCUGGUUUAAUUUAGGACUGCCCUCAGAAUACUCUAACUUACCCCUGGGGACCAAACCAGUGGGCAGGCACCUUUGCCUUCCCCUCCCUGAGUUGUGCCAUGCACUCCUUGGCCUUGGUGGAGGAUCUGGAACUGUAUAUUUAUACAGACAUGCACAACACAUUUUAUGUUCUCUUGCGCUAAGUGGGAGGAUAAUAGGGAAAUAAUACUGCAACAGCGAAAGCUUACUAUGUAUUGAUUGAGUGCUACCAAUGUGCUCAGUGUUAUACGGACAUCCAAGAUUACAUAGUCAAUCUCACUAGGAUCUUGCUAUCUAAUUCAGACACUGCAUCUACUGCUUUUUAGAGACAUGAACAAAGGUCAAGUUCCUACUUGAACUGCUUUAUAUUCUGUCUGCAAGUAUCUGAAAACAUCCGAAAGACAAGAAGGAUGUUAGAUAUGCAUAAGAGCUUUUAUGUCUGCACUAAGUGCCUUAUUUGGCUAUUUACAAAGCAUUUUCCUCUUCCUCGAUGCAAUCAUUUGUGAUAUUUCAAUGCAGAGUGAAUAGUAACAAAAUUUAGGCAGAGCUUCAUGCACAUCCUUCAGCAGUCGGAAAUAAAACCUCUAAAGAAAAGUGCUGGAAGUUAAUGUGAACUCAGUUUGCAAGGCAUGAAAGGCUCUAUCUUGUAGCCCCAAAUCCUUGAAAUACUGUUUAUAUCACAGUAGGAGACAUUUUGGUUUCAGAUCCCAAUAUUCAUCCCAUGUUAACUGUGCUUUCUAUAAAAUUGUAACAAUGGCCUAAGGGAAUUCUAAUUGUAUUUUUAGCGAUGUAGAAGUAAUAAAUUAACAGAUUGGCCAGAAGGAGGUUAUUUCAUGAGUGCUAUAAUUAUUUUGCACUAGGAAUUUGAUAAAUAUGGAAAUCAUUUUAUAUUAUCCUAGGAACACUUAAUAUUUGGGUCUUUCAUGCAAAGAGUAUCCGUGAAAUUGGAUGGCAACUUUCCUUGGUUCCAGAAAUUGCAAUUUUUCCCAGUAAAAGCACAUCCAGUAUUGAGAGCAGGCACCAAUGCAUAGAAAUGGAUUACAACAUACAGGGAUAAUCCAUAACAUUACUGUUUUCCAAGUACUGAUGCAUGUACUCAGGUACUCUAAUUUAUCAAACACAGUAGGUUCCAAAUACUGACUUGCCUUUAAAUAUUGGAUUCAUGUUCGUUUUCGGAGAGUAACAAGGCAGGGUUUUUAUGCAUUCCCUACCACGAAAGUCAGUGUGGUAAGUACACUGUAAUUACAAUGUGAAUGAAAAAUAACUUCGGUUGUAGCUUGUCUGUGUUACAAGGUCUAAUAUGCUCACUUUGGUUUGUAACAGUGCGCAUGGUAAUAUUAACAAGAAUGGAAAUUUUCUUUCCCUAUCAUUUCCAUUCUUCUAGCAGCGUCUUCCACAAUCGUCCUACAUAUGGGCUAUUCCUCUCCUAUCUACAGCUUCUGGAGGCAAUUCAAAGCUAAAGAAUAGCUUGCUCUAGCCAUGCUCCCUUUGCCAGCCUACUGCCAGUAGAUUCAAUCCAGAGCAGUGUAAAAAAAUAAUUAAUGGCAAGAUUAUUAGUAACAGCAAGGUUAUUAUUGAAGGAGGCUUCUGUGAAAGACAAAAGACAGAGCCUAAUAAAGGUGUUAGCCAAUAUCUGUGUCACUGCUCUGCAGUUUUCUGCAGUGAAACAACAUGCUCUUUCAGCCCACAAUGUUGCCAUAGAUCUUGUGGCAUGGAUCUUGAUUCCUUCUGGAUGCCUUGAAUGCCUCAACAAUACAUAGUCCAAACCAUCUGGCUAACAUACUCUAAGUCCUUGACAGAUUGGGUGAAAGGAAAUGAACAGAGAACCUGAUCUUUUUGUGACUUCUGGACACUUGAUAUAAACCUUUGGUACUUAUCUGACAGCCAAGGUGUGCCAUAUCUUCCCAUUGAGUCUCUGUGAUUUUGGACAGACUGAAGGGAGGACAAUCUGCUAUGAGGCAUGAAAAGGCUAAUUUACUUUAGGCAGGAACAUUUCUGCACCACCUUGACAUCACUGAACAUACAGUAAGGUUCCUGCUGUGGACAUGAUGGUGACCAGAAAACAGGUUUUGAUGGAGAGGUAAAAUUGUGAUACAAAUGUCAGAGGUUCAAAGGGAUGGAUGGUUGGGGCUUUCAGCACCAGUGGUAGGUCCCACUUAGGGAAAAUUGGUCUGACUGCUCUGAGGGACCUGGAUACCUGAGAGUUCUCACCCAGGGAGCCCAAGGAGCCUGCAAACAGCACAAUAAUAAGGACUGACACCUGGAGUACUGUGGUGUUUGGCUCUGAAUCUCCUACAAACACACAGAUUCAUGACAAACACCAAGAAACAUUUCAUGAUUCCUUCAAUUAUUCAUCUGGGUGCGGCAAUAGACAUGUCAGCAGUGGAGAUCUACCCAUCAGUCGACAGAUUCCACAAGAUUCAGGACUUGAUAUCCAUGCUAGUCUAGAGCAGGAGCCCAACAACAGUUCAGUGCCUUCAGCUAUUGGGCCUCCUGUUCUCGUGCCGAGGGAUCACUCCAUGGAUGAGAUCACAGAUCAGAUGCCUCAGGUCUAUCUGCUGAAAGUAUGGGACCAUGGUCUGGGAUGGAUGCAAGAUCGGUACUGGUCCCAGACCAAGUCAUUGACUUCCUGAGAUGGUAGACAGUCCCAGGCAAUGUCCACAGGUGUUUGUCACGAAUCUGUGCUCUUGCAGGAGAUUCAGAGCCUGGAUCAUGGCACUGUGUGCAGUGGUCUGGGUAGGAGUCUGAUUUAGAUGCCUUCCAGAAAGAGGAAUAGGUGAAUUUUCUGGGAUCUGGGUAUCGAAUAUCAUCAGCAUCUUUGCAAAUACCCUGGGGCUAUGGGAGACUGAAUGGCACUGUUAGAUACUGGUAGCAAUCCAUGCCAUAAGCAAAUCUCAGUAGGUUGUCUUCGUAGGGGCACACUGGAAUGUGGAGGCAUGGGUGAUGUGCAUCUUGGUGCCAACCGGCAGAGGGCAUAGGGGUGCAUAAGGGUUACUGGGAUCCCCUGGAUCUGAUAUCUUCAUACUAGUUCACCCAAGGGUGUCAUGUAAAGUCUUUACUGAAAGCCUGUGUUACUCUUCUCAUCAUAAACAUUGUACAAUGUAUAUACAGGUAAUAAUAAGUUAUGUAUCUGUACUGGAAACGAUGUUCUUAAAGCUUUGAAGUUAAAGCAGGUCACCACAAGGUGACCAGCCUUGGACAGAUUCUGGUCUGCCUGGAGAUAGGAAAUGCUUCUCACUCUUUGUAUCAAGUGUGUAUUGUGCAAUUGUGUGUCUCACAAUGUAAGCCUAUCUGGGGCAGAGCCAGCUGCUAAUUAAAAGGUUGCAAGGUGAACAAGCGAGGGAGCCCAGAGGGAACAACAAUCGACAGUGGUGCUCUGAUUAUGAAUAAAGCGCAAAGGACUGUUUUGAUAUAUCUGAGCUUGCAAAGAGACUUGGGGGCUCUUUCCACUGAGGAGUCAAGAGGACAGCAUGACUUAUCUGAUGAGUGGAAGCUCACAGCCAAGCUUGGCUGUAAGACACUGGAAGGCUUUUGGGGUGAGCUUUUGCGCUAUAUGGCAUAACAAUGUCAUGAAAGCAUGUUGUGAUUUUAAUUUACAUGUAACCAUUUGUUUCCACUAUUUCUAUUUGC